Messenger RNA from Podarcis lilfordi (Lilford's wall lizard), 25387 nucleotides. Lineage: Eukaryota; Metazoa; Chordata; Lepidosauria; Squamata; Lacertidae. The record is from the annotation of a GenBank genome assembly.
AUGAAGAAAGCUAGCUUGCUUUUCCUUGAGGACAACAUUGUGUGUCCGAUAUGCCUUGAGGUGUUCAGAGACCCCGUCACCACAGCCUGCGGACACAACUUCUGCAUGGACUGUUUGCAGGAUUACUGGGACCACCAAGCCCUGGUUGGGGAUUGCCCCUACUGCCCUCAGUGUCGUGAGCCUUUCAGUUCGAGGCCUCAACUGCGCAAAAACACAACCCUGGGAGAAAUCGCCACGAGGUUCGCACGGGAAGAAGCCCAAGGGUCAAGGAAGCUGGCAGGUCAGAGGGAGGUUUUGUGUGACUUCUGCUCCCCCAGGAAGAUGAAGGCUGUCAAGUCCUGCCUGCAAUGCAUGGCUUCCUUGUGCGAAAACCACAUCCGUUCCCACUAUGAAGACAACGCCUUCAGGAACCAUCAGCUGAUAAAACCUCUCAAUGACCUGAAGGCUAAUAUGUGCUUGAAACAUCACAGACUCCUGGAGCUGUUCUGCAGAAUCGAAGGGAAAUUCAUCUGCCACAUCUGUGUUCGGGAAGAGCACAAGAAUCAUGACGCCAUCUCUCUGAAGGACGACAGGAGCAAGAAAGAAGUGAGUAGUAUCAUGCCAUCCUUUAAAGUCAGCAGUUAGUUUUCCUGGAAUGCAACUUUCAGAAGAGGACAACUGGUGCUAGGUCAGUAGAAUCAUAGAAUCAUAGAGUUGGAAGAGACCACAAGGGCCAUCGAGUCCAACCCCCUGCCAAUAGUCCCUGUACUAUAGCCCCCUGUACUAUAGCCCCCUGUACUAUAGCCCCCUCUCCUAAACGAUUCCUAUCAACAUCUUUUGGAGAUCGUGCGUGUGGCUUCCUUCACCCCUCUUGGUUGGCAACUGGGGGAGGGGAGGCAGCGUCACUUCCCACUGGGUCAGGUUGGGAUUUCAGUAGCACAGACCAUCUCCCAUUUUACCCUAUUUCUCUUAUUUCUAUUCUUCAUCACUUUUCUUUCCAUUGGUAGGCGCUAGAGAUGGGACGGCCCGGGGGGGGGGGGAAACUCUUAACAAUUCAGAGGGAGAAUUUGCUUUCCUCCCAACGCCUUUUGUUUUGUUUCCCUCCCCCCCAAGGACAAAAAUUGGAAUAUGACAUGUGAAAAGGUAUAGAAGUUUGUUUAAACUUGGGUAAAUCCUCAGUUUUUAGAACUCCAGGAUAAAUAGGACAAAUAUAGAGAAGCAGAAACUGAUAGUAUUAGCUAAAAAAUGAGACUGAUAAAAAUGUAUAUACUAUCAAUUUAGUCUUAGUUCCCACCUAUCUCCCUUUCUCUCUCUGUUGGGUUUUUUGUUUGUGUGGGGGGAGGUUUGGGGGGUUUGGAAAAUGAGAGAUUUACAGUGGUACCUUGGGUUACAGACGCUUCAGGUUACAGACUCCGCUAACCCAGAAAUAGUACCUCAGGAUGAGAACAGAAAUUGCGGCGCGGCAGCAGCGGGAGGCCCCAUUAGCUAAAGUGGUACCUCAGGUUAAGAACCGUUUCAGGUUAAGAAUGGAACUCCAGAAUAAAUUAAGAUCUUAACCCGAAGUAUCACUGUAUAUCUGUUUGACACUGUUGAGGACUAGAGGAGAUACAAUAAUUUUCAGAAUACAUACUUUUUUUUCUAUAACAAUGAUGCUUUAUCCUGUUUUUAUUGUUUUUUGCCUAUUCAUAACUUGGAAAACGAAAGAGAUUAUGUGCUUUAAUGUUACUGACAUGUUAAUGUGUUGCUUGCUAUAAUGUGCCCUAUGACAUAGGGUGGGAUAUAACUUUUAAAUAUAAAUAAAUAAUAAAAUGAUGAGCCCAAGUGUUAUGUAUAUAUAUAUGAAGCUAUGUAGAGCUGGUGAACUAUACACUAGACAUAUUAGCUAUGAGGUUAAAAUGUUGUUUGUAUUUGUGAUAUAUGGCUUGUACCUGUAUGUACUUUUCUUUCACAUCCUUUAUAUCUUCUAAAAGGAGAAACAGUCACAUUAGGAGUGAUUUUUUUUCAAGCAAGCUAGCAGAAGACAAGUGAGCCCAUCAACUUGCCAUUGCAACAAAAGCAGUGAACCAGUUCAUACUGACACCAAGAUUGUUAUGCCUUGUUUUAUUUUGAGUUUGCUUGCCCUUGAGAUUGUGCAAUUUGGACAAAGUUGGUUAGAAGCUGAACAAAAGGGUUCAGCUGAGGACAGCACCCUAUCCGGUCACACCCAGUUUCAUAAGAAAAGAAAAAAUUGAAAACUGAGAUAAGAACUUCCCUGCCUAUUAAGAUAAUCAGGUGAGGCUUUUCUAAAUACCCCACAUGAUUAACCCCCAUUCUUGGGCAGAGUGAGGUGACUAGCAGAUACUAGAGGCUGUGGAUCCUUCUCCUGAGUCUCCUAGCCAUUCCCUUCUGUCAGAGAGCACAGUUCUGUGUGCCAUGUAGUUUGUCCCGGACCCCUGCUGCCCUCAGGUGUGGGGGGUCAUGCUAUCCCAUCUGUACUAUUGAAGUAAAAUUCGACUGCCAUCCAGUCAGCUUCUCUGGAGGACAUCAUCUUAUCCUUUGCCUCAGGUAGUCAUAAGUCUUAAACCAGCCCUGUUGUCCCAAAAUCAUUGGAGGUACAGUUUGCGAUGGAAACUCCCUCGCCUUGGAGGCUUCAUUAUUUCCCAUACUUCAGGUGUUUUGUUCAAUGGUUGCCUUUUUUUAUUUUACCAGACAACUAGCAUGGAAUUGUCAAGGCUUCUCAGCACUGCUUUAAUGGUGUAUUGUUCUGCUGUUCCAUAUAGUUAGGUGUCAACUGCAAAGGGGAUUCAGACAUUUAAGCUGGCAUAUUUUACCUGAGAUUUCCCUGCUAUUCCAGCUCAUGCAACAAAUAAUCUCUAGGAGACUUGACCGUGGUUUAUUGCACCGGUAGUGUUAAAUGUUUUUUUAAAAAACUGUUUUUAUGGUUAUUGCUGUUUUUCCUUUUGUUCCCCCUGUGAAUGAUGCCAUAGCCUUUGGCUAGCGUAAUAAAGUUUAUGAAUGAAUAUUGCUAGGUUUUGUAUGAGGUAUUAAUAUCAGAAUUUUAAAUUCUUUUUUUUUUUUAUUGUAAGCUGCAUUGAAGACAUUUUGCGUCAAAAAGCAGUUUGUGAAUAAAAAAUAGUCUUCCUGAAUGAUUCCAGCGGCUGUUCAUCUAGUCCAGUCCUUUGUAAUGUGAGUCCAAACAGGAUCUCUUCUAUAAAACUGGAAAACACAUCCCACACAUCUGAUUUUUUAAAAAUUGAGCAUUGAUUAUUUAUGCUCCACUUUUAAAAGAGGUGUAUGUGAAGUCGUCAUCCCCAGGCUGCUGCUUCCAUGUUCUAAUUCUUUCUUUCCCAGGUCGAAGUCAGGAGAGUACAAGCCAACGUGGAAAACCAAGUCUUGAUGUUGGCAGCGGACAGUCAGCAACACAGGGGCAGAGUGAACUACCUUACGGUGAGAAAAGCUUCUGAGGGAAGGGACCGAAUCCAUGGCACAUCCCACAGAUCCAGGGGCACUUACUGCCACUCAGUAUUGUACCAUUCUUCACGUGGGCAUGUAUUUGCAUGUACAGUGGUACCUCAGGUUACAGACACUUCAGGUUACAGACUCCGCUAACCCAGAAAUAGUACCUCGGGUUAAGAACUUUGCUUCAGGAUGAGAACAGAAAUCGUGCGGCGGCAGCGGGAGGCCCCAUUAGCUAAAGUGGUACCUCAGGUGAAGAACAGUUUCAGGUUAAGAACAGACCUCCAGAACGAAUUAAGUUCUUAACCUGAGGUACCACUAUACUGAAGUCAAGUGGUUGACACUUCUUUAGAGCUGGAGGUCAAGGUUUUGCCUAGCCAUCCUGAAAGACCCCUAGCAAAUGCUAACUUUCUCUGCUAUUCCAUGGAACAUCCCAGGUCCUGUUUGGCUCCCAUUCUGUUCUUCUGGCUGACUGAGAGUCUUCUCCUAUAUACUAAUAGCAAACUCAUCAUCUGAGUAUGAAUUCUUAUGUAGCCAAAGUGGUAACAUUCAUGCAUAGGAAUGAGCUAUCAGUAGACUCAGGGCUUGCAGAUGUACAAAACAAUGUAUUUUGGGGGACACCUGCUUUAGAUCACAAACUGCAUCGUUUGAAGACCUAACAACAUGGUUGCUUCAAGGAACUGCUGUGCAGUUGAGGCUGUCAGUCCUACAAGCGACAUGUUGCUGCUUCUUUUCUUUUUUAGAAAAUGUGUCCAGCUUUUAUUGUGAAGGACUAUCUGAUAAAUAAAGCAGCUAAACAGCACUGAAAGGGACCACAAUACAAUACAAUACAUACAGACAUCCCAGCGCAAACAGGAAUAGGGUUUCCUGUGGUUGGUGAGCUCUGCUUUCUUCUGACUACCUCUCCUCAAAUUACACACAUAGGCCCUCCAGACUGAAAGCUGAUUCCCUUUGUUUCCUUUCCCUCUUCACCACCACAUUUCAGGUGGACAAUCCUCUUUCAAAGGAAAAAAUGAAAAGAAAAGAAAGCACAACAAGCAAGUUAGCCUGCUUCUUUGGUGCCUUAUUUUCUUUUAUCGAUAGCAGGACUCUCUUCACUUGAAAGGGUGCUCUCGGGAGGAAGACAAAGUUGGGAGCAUGAACCCAAUUAGCAGUGUGCGCGCAGUACUUUUGCUAGAAACCAGCAGAACCAAUUGCUCCUUAUUUAUUUAUGGUUCCAUAGCAGCUUUGCCACUUUAAAAAUGUGUGUCUGCACCUACCCUGAGAAUUUCACAAAGGAGUAUUAAAUGAACACGUAAGAAGAUAAGGAGAGCCCUAGUGAAUCAGGUCCAAGGCCCACCUAAUCCAACAUUCAACAGUGGCCAAACAGAUGCCUAGGGGGAGUCCACAAGCAGGACAUGAGCACAAUAGGACUCUCCCACAUGCAAUCCCCAGUCACUAAGUGAAAUAUACUCCGAGUCGAGAGUGCAUUUCAUGCUCUUUAUUCAGCUCAUACUGGUGAGAAGGAAUGGAAGUUCCCCCAGAAUGUCUGCUUUAUAUACAUUAUUUACACCAUGGGCCCCACGUGAUUGGCUAAUUCCAGGAUUCAUCUGUAAGCCAAUCAGGUUGCGGAUUCACUUUCACCUGGAGCUGGAUUGGGUGGCUCCUGUGGAUCGAUCAGACUGCUGCAUUCUGAAUCCUAUUGUUCUAGGACCAAUCAGACUGCUGCCUUUUGGAUCCUUUUCAACUCAGUACAUAACACUAGGAUUCACAGGCAUCACGGCAAUACAUAGCCAUCAUGACUAGCAGCCAUCAGUAGCCUUAUCUUCCAUGGAUUUCUCAAAUCCACUUUUAAUGCUGCCCAAGUCAAUGCUACAUCGUGUGGUAGCAACUUCCAUACUUUAAACAAUGGUAGGUGAAAAUGUGAUGUGCUUGGCAUUGCCUUUCCCUUUCAGAAAGUAGUGAAGACGGCCCGAGACGAAGUGAAUAGGGCCUUUGCCGAGGCGAUGAAAGAGCUCAAGCGACUGCAGAACAAGGUGAUGGACUUUAUAGAUGAAGAAGAAAGAUCGGCCUUAGUUGGAAUGGGGAAUUCCAUUCAGCACAGUCAAGAGCAGCUGAUUGAUCUCCAGAAGCAGAAUUACUGGCUGACAGGUCUCAUGGAAGACCCAAGUGACCAUCAGUUUCUGCAGGUAGAGUCCACACUGUAAUUGGAGCACAGUCAAGACCAGGGAAUCAUAGAACUGUAGAGUUGGGACCCCGAGGGCCGUCUAGUCCAACCCCCUGUAAUGCAGGAAUCUCAUCUAAAGCAUCAAUGACAGAUGGCCAUUCAACCUUCAAUGAAGGAGAGUCUACCACCUCCCAAGGGAGUUUAACAGCUCUUACUGUCAGAAAGUUCUUCCUGAUGUUUAGUGGACUUGAAUCCAUUGGUUUGAGUCCUACCUUCUGGAGCAGGAUAAAAAAAGCUUGCUUCCAUGUGACAGCCCUUUAGAUAUUUGAGGAUAGCUUUCAUAUCUCCUCUCCAUCUUCUCAUUUCCAGGCUAAACAUACCCAGCUCCCUUAACUGUUCCUCAUAAGGUUUGGUUUCCAGACCCUUGAUCAUCUUGGUCGCUCUCCUCUGCAUGUAUUCUAGCUUUGUCAAUAUCCUUUCUAAAUUGUGGUGCCCAGAAUUUGACACAGUAUCCCAGGUGUGGUCUGACCAAGGCAGAAUAGAGUAGGCAAUCUUCCCCAAACGUGUCCACCAGAUAUUUUAGACUACAACUCCCAUCAGCCCCAGACAACAUGCUGAGCAACCUGAUUCUUCUCAGGCAUCUCUUAACCCUUUCUGACCUCUUUUGUCCUUUAAAUGGUCGGUGCUUCCUACCAUUGUUGCUACCGCCCCACCCAUUAUUAGCAUGAAAGAAAGAGGGUGACUCGGUUAAGGAUUGUACUGUGCUGGGUGAAAUUCCUCUACCACAUAUUCCUCUUUACUCUGCUGGGAAGUGUGCCAGUACCAAGAGCAAGAGAGUAAGCAAAGGACAUUUAUUUUCACAAGGCUAGAGCUGGUGCCAGCUUCCAUCACCUGCUUAUUAUUAGAUUGUACUUGUUAUGUGUUUACAAAAUUCUCCCCUGAUGCCAGCAGCAGCAGGUCAUGUAGCCCCAGUGGAUUGGGCAGCAGCUGCCCAUCUGAAGCAAGAGACUCCCAACUCCUUAUACACUGCCGCUCAUAAAUGUUUUCACAGAAUCACCUGCCUUGAUUCUAAAAUCUCCAGUGAGGAACAGCAACAAAAACUCCUCUUUUUGCUAAAAACAUGCCCAAAGAGUGUGACUUUAUUUUUCGUUUGAUCAACUGUUUCUCUAAGCCGCUAGAGAAAUGCAAAUAAUAAAACAGAGUCUUAAACUGAACACCAUGUUAUGUGAGCAAAUGACCUCUGUACCAUUUAAGCCACACUGCAGAAACACAAAUGGAAUGUAGCGGGAGGAAUGGGCCUGUUUGCAUAGAGGUGGCAUUUAGCCUAUAAGGCCGUAUUUGGCCCAUAGCAAAAGAGCAAUAAAGCAUUCAGUGAUAUUCCAGUAGCAUUAUUAUAUCCUCGUCAUGUGCGAGUGUUUGUGCGAUCCUUUGAACUGAAGGUAAAGAUCUUGGCACUACACCUCCCUUCCCAUUUUAUCCUCUCAACAACCCUGUGAGGUAGGUUAGGUCUUGAGGGACAGUGACUUGGCCCAAAGUCACUCAGGGAGCUUCAUGACUGAGUGGGGCUUUGAGUCCUAGUCUCUUAGGUCUUGGUCCAACACUCUAACCAUGAAGCUACACUAGCUCUUAUAACAUUUCUAACUUUCCUUUCUUCUGUUGUGAAGGCAGAAUCAGUUCGGUCUCCCAUGCAUGCACUGCUCAGACUUGCAGCUGCUUCGUUUGAACACAGUUACUGUACCAUGUGCCUUCAGGCCAUCAUGCCCUGAUAGUUAUAACCAAUUAUCCAUGUUCCCUUGGAUAAUUAAAAAGGGGGAAGGUUGUUAACAGGUUGUUGUUUUUUAAAGAAAAUUUUCUCAAAUAUCUCUGGUAUUUUCACCAUGAAAUUCAAAAACCUGAUGCAUUCAAAACAUUAAAUAGUCUCCUGUCAUGCCUUGCUGUGAUGGUGCCCCUUCUGGGCAGAGGGGGAAAGUUGUAGAUUCUUCUUCACUGGAGGCACUUAAACAGAUUUGUAUUUUGCACUGUACAUAUCCAGCAUUGAGCAAAGGACUGGAGUGGAUGAAUUCUGAGGUCCCUUCCAACUCUAUGAUUGCAUGGCCAGCCUGAAAAAUAUUGGCGCCUGAGGUAAACCAUAAAAUGGUGCACACACACCCUGCCAGGGAAGAAAGGGUGAGUGAAGAUCUACACCAGGAACAAGAGGGGUGAAUGAAGAUCUACACUGGGAUCUGCUGCCCCUGUGGAUCCUGCCACCUGAGGUGGUCUCUUCAUCUUGCCUCAUGGGUGGGCUGGCCCUGGAUUCUAUACAUGUAGUCAGAAAGCCUGCAGGCAAACCAAGAUGGUUCCAUUUCUGUGAUGAGGACAUCAAAAUUCUCUCUUCCAAAAAUGUUUCAGUGAGUUUCAAUCUCUUGUUAAAAUCUAUUUGUUCCCACAGGACUUCCCAAAAAUAAGAGUAAUGUCGGGUUGCACAGAAGCUUUGAUUGGACUGAAGUGUGAGGAGCCCACCAGUUUCAUAGCACUUAAACAGACCCUGAGUGACUUGAAAUCCCAAGUGUCCAUGUUCGGACUCUGCUUCAUCAACAAAGCCCUUCAAAAAGGUGAGUUGGCUCCACAAAAAUGCUACAGCUAGCAAGAUGCAUUCAUAGGCUCAAAUAAUUCUUCAACACAUGAUGCUGUAGAUUUUUUUUAUUUUACAAUAUUUUUGUUUCAUUUAAGCAAGAACAUAUGCUUCAAUGGCAUGCAGUAAUAUAGAAAGACAAUACAACUGAAUGAAAAUUAAAAUUAAUCAUAUGCUGACAAAAAUACAAAUUUGGGUCAUUUCAUUCACAAUCCUUGGAAAAAGCUGGAUCUGUGUACACAUUAACGUACACAUUAACAACCUGGUGUAUGCACAGCCUCUCAGUCCCUUUGUUUCACAUUAAGACUCAGAAACCCUUCAGAAUGAUGCAGCCACAUAUAUAACACUUGAAGUCAAAUGCAUUGCUCCUUUAACAUACCUACAAAUCAAAUGAGUUUGCGUUGUGGUGUGACCAGGAGAGGGCUUGGAGUCAUGAUGGAUAGCUUUCUGAAAAUGUUGAUCCAAUGUGCCGAAGUUAUGCAAAAAGCAAACUCUAAACCAGGGAUUGCAGUGAAAUGGAUUGAAAUCUCUUCCUCUCCGUGUAGAUCCAGAUGCAUAUAGUUGUAAAAUAAACUAUAUAGCUUAAUGCACCCUUAAAAAUAGAUCAUUAAAGACCUUUAAAAAUAAACAAAUUACAUUUAUCUAACAAAAUACAUUACAUUAAAUCUGUUACAUUUGUUACAUUAAAUCUAACAAAACUAAGAAGCAUAUUUACCCGGAUAGAACCAAACACAAAUAAAACAGUGUCUUCUGCAUGUGCUGUGGCCAAAAUUAGGUUUAGACAAAUUCAUGGAAGAUAAGGCUUUGAGUGGCUAUUAGUCACUGAGGGCAAGUUACCAGCAGCAAGAGAGAGCUGUUUCGCUCAUGUCAUGCUUGUGGGCUUUCCAUUAGCAUCUGGUUAGUCACUGUAGAAACAGAAUGCUAGAAUAGAUAGAUUAGCAAGGCUCUUUUUCUGUCACAUCAUGGGGUAUUUGGGGGGGAGGGGACCGACCAGGCUUUGGGCUAUUUGAGAGUGUCGAAGUUGUACACUGGGUCAGCAGAACCCAGUGUUCUGGUUACCUUUUAAUGGACAAGAUGUGGCAGCUGUAGAAGAGUGAGGAGAGAGACCCCAAAGAGGACUCAUUUUCUUUUGCUGUGGUGCAGCACCUCCAGUUCUCACAAGCCCAUGGUGAUCUCUUGGUCUUCCACAUGGCAGACAUGGGAGAAUUAUUAGCUCUGCCUUUUGGGGGUAUAGUUUGUGGCCAGAAGCACCUCAUUGGGUGAGGCGCAGCCAUUCAGCUAGCUUCACAGCAGGUGGGUCACUGCUGCCAACUUAGAAGAUGGCUGAGAGUGGGGCGGGCGUAGUGCGAACAAUGAUCCGCCUGCCGGGAAGUUAGCACAGAGGCUCUGCCCCACCCAGCAAGCCGCUUCUCCUUGAUGCCCUGCGAGUUUUGCAACAAAACACCACACUAACUUCGAAUGAAGGAAGCUCCUAUAAGACUCUAUCCCUUUGGUAUGGAUCAAGUUAUUCAGGUCUUUAAUUUCCCAGCCAAUUAUACUUGUGUCUAGGAUGAUUCCCGUAAAUGCUGCUGGAUUAACAACCGCUGGUUGGAACAAUAUUUUUGUUAGUGUCUGGUGUGCCAAAGAACUGUUGUUGUUUUGCUAAAGUAGAUUAGAAAGGUUGUGUUUCUGGAAGGACGAAAACAGGGAAUUUUGCCAGAUAAUGCAGAUCAAAUAAGUCUCUUACAUGAGGGUUAAAAAUAAGCUCAAAAAUCUGUGUAGUCCACAGCCCUGAGGGCAAGAUCUCAAAUUUCUGUUUACGUGGCGCCCUGCACAGGCUAUGCGCGCGCGCGCACACACACACACACACACACACACACACACAUAACUCCAGGACCUUUUGUCUUUCAGGGAUCACAAUGGUGCCUUAUGAAGUGAUACCAGCUCCCACGGAUCGGAAAAGUCUCAGAAAGUGUAGGUGUUGCAAUUCCAUUUGUCUUCUCAUUGUUUUCCUCUGGGGUGCUUUAAAAUUUAGCCUGUGCACACAGUACCAUUUUAUCUGGUGCCAAUGUACUCCUAUCACUGGUAUGUGAAGCAGAGUCCUUGUGACGUUUGCCACAACCCAUCUGUAUCCUGAGGUUUCUUGAGAAAUACUGUUACUUGAGUUGUUUUCCCUCAAGUCAGCUUCCAUCACAUUUGAGAAAACAAGCCGUGAUUAAGCUCAGGGGUGUACAUCUGGGACAGCCACUGCCAGGGCUUUUUUUUAUCAGUCAAAACUUGCCAGAACUCAGUUCCAGCACCUCUCAGGUGGGCACCAUUGCCAUUUUAAGAGAACGAUGGAGGUGUUCAUCAUGAGUUCAGUCAAUUGGCCUAACUUGUUCAUUGUGACUGACCUGGUACUAGCAGCAGUAGCUUAAAUUGGAUUUUGCAUAUUUGUAAGGUAAAUAUAAUAGCCACAUUAGCAAUGUAAGAUAGAGGCCAAAGUCUUCUUAUUUAUUCAGUUCAUUUAUUUAUAAACCACAUAUUAUUUCACAAAGCGGUAUGCAAGCUCAAAACCAUACCCUACAACAAGACAGAGGUGAAAGUCGGUGAACAAAUAAAACACCACAUCGUGGCUGGAGUCAUGCAUCUGAACAGAAGGACCUCCUUUGUGGAGAUUCGUCACUGGCACAAUCCUGGCUCUUGGAUUUGCAAAACACUUCAAGUUGGAGAACUUAAAAAAAAAAUUCAGGCAUUUCACUUCAAGAGCAAUUUCACUUUUCACUUUUCAAAGCAAUUGUAGAAGAUAUCCAAAGAACACUAUUUCACAGGGCUGCUGCAAGAUUUUCUGUUUCAUGUCUUUAACAACAAAAGCAUAACAAGUUUGACUUUUCCUAUCACUUCAUCUCUAUUCUGGGAAGUUGCAGAAGUCUUGGAUUUCUUGUCCUUCCAGAGGAAGGAAACUUGGAGUAAGUGGUUGCUUACGGGUGUGCCCAGAUGCUUACUCACUGUUUGCUUUAUCAUAAUCUUCCUCUUUUGUCCAAGGAGUUAAUCCACAACUUAUCCGGCGCUCCAGUCUAUCGAAUACCGAUUUAUAACCCUGACAUUUAUUGAUGUUCAGCAUUCUAGAAGGAAUAAAUUAGCAGAAUACAGCAAGGUUAAAAGACACUCUGGAAACAGUAAAUACCAAUUCCUGAAGUGACCAGCUUUCUCCAUUAACUAACACCACCCCUUCUUUCUUGCUACUUAAUGCUAGGGCUCCAUUGCCUCAACUCAACUAACACAACACAAACUCUCCCUCAAACACUCUCGCAUUGGGUAAUAUUCCAUGUUAACCACACUUACAGCAGACCUGUAGUAAAAGCCCAUUAAUGUCAGGGCUCAUCCGCUUGUCUAAUGCCCGCCUCCCAUAUACAGGCACAAACACAGAAUUGGCAAGGGGGGGGGGAGAGGAGGAGAUGGGUGGAGAGAACUCUUCCCUUUUUGCCCUCCACCUUCACUCACACACAGAGAGACACAGCUAUCAUUGCCUAGGAAUCCUUUACCAAAUACUGACCAUGUGUUGUAUGCUGUGGUCUCCUGGAUUCCAAGAAAAGUCUGGAGAAGAGUUUGAGGAGUUAGUUUGGUUCCCAGUAUGUUUUCUGCAAGGUUAGAAAGUCUCAGAGGAGACGCCUACCUGCCCUAACUGACCUCCCAUCCUGUUUCUGUCUCUGGUCAUCUGCACUAGGACUGACCAAAGCUGGAAACAAGAUGAGAGAUUCUUAGAAUUCAGCACUUUUCCUAAAAUCAUAGAAUUGUAGAGUUGUAAGGAACCCUGAGAAUCAUCUAGUACAGUGGUACUUCGGGUUACAUACGCUUCAGGUUACAUACGCUUCAGGUUAUAGACUCCGCUAACCCAGAAAUAGUACCUCGGGUUAAAAACUUUGCAUCAGGAUGAGAACAGAAAUCGUGCUCCAGUGGUGCGGCAGCAGUGGGAGGCCCCAUUAGCUAAAGUGGUGCUUCAGGUUAAGAACAGUUUCAGGUUAAGAACGGACCUCCGGAAUGAAUUAAGUUCUUAACCCGAGGUACCACUGUAGUCCAACCCCCCAGUGAUGCUAAGCAUUUCAUAUAAUAGACUAUUUCACUUAGGCCAUUAUUAUUAUUAUUAUCAUUAUCAUUAUUAUUAUUAUUAUUAUUAUUACUAUUACUAUUACUAUUCCCAUAUGGCAGAUGGGAGGCAGAAAUGCUCCAUACAAAUUCCCACUUCUUACAUAAAAUAUUAGAACACUGCUUUGAGGAGCCAUGCAGAAAGUACUGGACCCAGAAUCUCCCAGCACCGUCUCUGAAAAAGUCCAGUCCUAGCUGAAGAGGAAAGGUCAAUGUCAACACCAAUCUGUUAAGACCUGCAUUAAACCAAAUACCAGUCUGUGCUUGCUAGCUGGACGCUGGCCAGUAAAAAUAAUCACCCGUCAUAAAGUUUUGUGUGUUUUGGUUGCCCUAGUUAGCAAGGGGAGCAGAACCGCAGUUAUCAUCCUUUAACUGAGAGCUAGCAAGAAAGCGACAGUGUCAGGUGACUGCCGCAAGCAGGUGAAAGGCACAGUGUCCUUUGCUGAGGCUGGAGGUGCUUGUGGCUUCCGGCCACUGAGUAUGAAUAGCAAACCUCAGCCUUUUGUAAUCUUCACUGAGAGCCAGUGUGGUGUGGUGGUUAAGAGCGGUAGUCUCAUAAUCUGGGGAACCGGGUUCGCGUCUCCGCUCCUCCACAUGCAGCUGCUGGGUGACCUUGGGCUAGUCACACUUCUCUGAAGUCUCUCAGCCCCACUCACCUCACAGAGUGUUUGUUGUGGGGGAGGAAGGGAAAGGAGAAUGUUAGCCGCUUUGAGACUCCUGAAGGGGAGUGAAAGGCGGGAUAUCAAAUCCAAAACUCUUCUUCUUCUUCACUGAACCCUAGUAAUGUUGCAGGCAGUAUAUGGGAGUCUAGCCGUAGCGUCUUCCUGUUGGUAUGCUAACAGUGCACCCAUGCUUGGUGCCAAACUUUGUGCCCAGGGCCUUGAUUCAGCCUUGACAAUGGGCCCACCCACCCCAACACCUACCACAACCAGGGCAGGACCCAGAUCUGGUUGUGGCAACGGUGCCUGCCGUAUGCUUUCUCUGCUGCUGCCGCUACAUUGGUGACGGCACCACUUGUCACCCUCUGCCGGGGGGGGGGGGAAGGCUCAAGACAUGUUUUAGUGGUGGAUGAGUGGUGGCUUGUCUCCCAUCCAUGACGGUCACCGCCAUCUUAGGCUACCCAAACUGCAAUGUCCCAGCUGAAAGUUCCUACCCCUAGACAUAUCCAGACUACAAAUCUAUGAAAUAAAUACAUUUCAUAUAUCUAUGGGCAGAAUAUUACAGUUUGGGUAACUUAAAACAGUAAUAUAUAGUGGUGCAAAUGGCAGUGUGCCUGGGUUGAGCCAGUGUGGGCACUUCCAAGCUCCUGGGACCCUCAGCCAGGGCUCAACUUGGCUGGCCACUGGUGCUGAACCCACCAACCCAACAGCUUCCAAGGCCCAGGACAUUUUGUUGCCUCAGGUAAAGGACAAGAUGUUUCUCCUCCCCGCAUUCCACACACUGAUGGGCAGGUUAAUCUUACAGCACCCUUCACUGCACCUGAGCAAAGCAGAGCAGCUUAGGGGGCAUAGGGUUAGGCUGCAUUACACAUGACAUGGGUUCAGGAGAAACAGCCGGGUUGUUGCUGCCACUGCUCCCACACCCAUCCAAGCCCUCACUGCCUGAAGGGGAUGUCACACUCUGGCUAAUGCUAAGGCCUGCUCUGACUAAAGGUGAAGCUCUAGCGGCUUGUGCUUUGCCAGGGGGGGAUCCAAGCACACUAUCCUGAUUCCAGCAUAGCAAUACUAUGAGGGGAGAAGCUGCACAGCCAAAUUUCUCCCUCUCGUAAAGAGGAGCACUAUCCCAGGUAGAAUCUGACAGUUCUACCAACCCCGCAAGAAUGAUUUAGUCUUUUUGAAAAGGCUAGGGAUGCAAGAAGCAGCAACUUUAAACUGUCCCCCAAGCAAAUUUCAAACAAAAGAAUUCCUGAAGCCUGCCAGCAAACACUGUUUGUUCUUCCACACAAAAUAGCUGUGGAAGGGCUGGCUGCCAAGCAGUUCUCAGACCAUGUUCAAGGUCUUGUUACUAACAUAUAAAGCCCUGAACAACUUGGGAUCAGGUCAUCUGAAAGACCUAUAAGAACAGUUAGAUAAUCUGUGGGAAUUUUAUUCUCAAAACCACGCCCUAUAGAAUACCACAGAACAGUUACCUGGAAACAGGUAUUUUCCACCAUUGUCCCUACAUGCUCAGGAAUGUCCUCCUCUCUGCCAAAUGUGAAGGACCAUCCAUUAGUUGUGUCAGGUGUCAUUUAGGGGCAUUAUCUUUUUGCCCAGGCUAUUCCUGACCUAUUAGACUGGACCCUGUUAUUGCGUCUUCUUUUUAAAAAUACCAUUUCACUGAUUUUUAUGUUUUAUCUCUGUUUUUAUGAUACAGUAUGUUUUAUUGUUUUUAUGAUAUAUUUUUGUAAAUGGCUUAAGAGUUUCAAAAUAUUAAGUGGUUCAGAAAUGCUUUAAACAUUUAUAUAUAUAUAAAUAAAUAGCUGCAGAAUAAAUUGGACAUUAAUGUGAUCCAUCAGGGUCAAACAAUUUCUUCCUACCAUAUUGUCUGUUUGCUUUCUCCUUUCUUCAAAAAUUGUUGUGGCUGGACAUGGGGUGUUGGCAAGGCAAGUAUGUCAUGAAGCCAAGGCUGCUUCAUCCUCAGGAUUUAAUUAAUACUGAAAUUUGGGGAUGGGAGGGAAUUUCCAUACAGAAACUGUGAGGCUUCACUUUUGCAUACUUUGAUGGACUGACUUGUUUUCUUAUUUCCACCUGGGUAGCUUUACUAACAUCUUCCAUUAGUCAGAUACAGUUACCUGUGACACGGAUCACUUUGCUUGCUACUGUUUUCUGUUUGUCGUGCAUAUAAAUAGUGUAAAUAGCUGGUGGGGUGUAGUGAACAGAGCAUUAGACACGAACUAGGUGAAAACCUGGUUUCAAAUUCCCUCACUGUCAUGGAAGUUUCUCAAUGAGUUUAUUACCAUUUGGAGCAAAGCUCUACUGCUACCACGCUGAGCUCCUUGGAGAAAGACUCAUAACAUAUCUGAUAGACAAAAAUUUCCAGAUUGUUUCGUAGGGUGGUUGAUGGGUGGGACUACAUGUGGGAUAAUUCAUGGAGGUCCUUGCCUUGGGCAAGAGGCCGGAGUAAGUUUAUAUUCUGAUCACCUCUAGCCUCAGUGACUCUAUGAUUUUGGAAGCUGUUCAGUCUUGGUCUGCCCACCCUUGUCUACCUUCCUGGAGUGGCUUCUUUUGACAUUUCACCCCUUGUUUUGCCUCCCACGAAACAGAUUACUGCCUGCUGAAUUUUGAUGCUAGCACUGCCAACGAAGAACUCUUCCUGUUUAAGGAGACCCACUCGGUGCUGAACAUGGGAAUCUUGUUGGAGAACUACUCAAAACCCAGCCAAGGAUUCAACCACUGGCCACAGCUCUUGUGCACCCGCAGCCUAUGUGAGGGCUGCCAUUACUGGGAGGCUGAGAUUUCAAAUGCAUGGCUGUGUUUGGGAGUCACCUACAGUUACAAGCAUAGAACUGAGAAAGCUUGCAUGUUGUACCUGCUUGGCAGGAAUAGCAAUUCAUGGUGCUUGGAGUGGGACUCACUGAAGUACUCUGUCUGGCACAACAAUAUUCAGACUGUGGUGCAUGGCAGCUACUAUAAGACAAUAGGUGUCUUACUAAACUAUGCUGCUGGCUCCCUGACUUUCUAUGGCAUCACCAACACCAUGAACCUCAUCUACCGUUUCCUCACCAUAUUCACCGAACCUCUUUACCCAGCUGCUAUGGUAAGCAGUGGGGCCUCCAUUACUUUGAAACAGCACCCAGACUAGAGAGGCCACAAAAAUUAUCCCUCUUUAAAGGCCGGGGAGGGCUUUGCUGUAGCUGAUAAAAUAAACUUCUAUCUCAUUACUGCUAAGGUGGGAUUCGUUUUUCUUUUUCCAGUGACGUGGCUAUAAACAGAAAGCAAAUGAUACACCUAAAUGUGUUUUUCUGUUAGAGAAAAGGAUUGCCACAGAGGAUCAUUUGGAGCAGGGAGGGAAGCCGGCUAUGUUACUGGUUCCUUCCUACUUUUUCUUUCUCUACUUUCUGCCUCUUUUAAAUUUUUAAACCAUGGUGUUUCUAUGGCUGGCGCUUCCUGUGUUUAUUUGCAUACCUGCUCACAUCCUCAGUCUGAAAUGAAACAGAAUGCCUCUCCUACUAUUCCUUUCCCUAAAUAUGCUGUCCUCAAAGCCUCUUUACAUGGCACUUGCUGUGGAGUUGCUUCAUAGCUAAGGAAGGGCAAUUCUGUACACCUCCAGAAGCAUUUAUCCCUUUCAGCCAAGCAGCAUGUUUACAGAGGGGAAAUCCCAGUUAGUGUGCAACGGCAUAGGAAAUUUCACGGGGAGGGGCUAGCAUCUGAAACGUGUCCGUUGGACCCAACUCAAAGGCAGCACUGUUUGCACUUUCAUGAGCCACAGACAUUCCAGGAUCCUCUGUGUGAAUGCUAUGCAUUCAGAGGCAAGCCAUCAUAGGCAGAGCCGAAAGCAAAACAAUUUGCCUUGAGAGUUGGUCCCCACCAUGUCUUAGAUUCAACCUCUGUUUUGAAAAAUAAAAUAAAAUCAGGGUGUAGUGUCACAACUGAGACACUAUCAAAAUGCUCACAAGUUCAGUCCAGCAUGUCAAAAAUCCCUGGGAAAGGAUCAUUCAUGAUCACUGCACCAGACAAUAUCACUUGCUUCCUUUCCAGCUUCCCUCAACCCAAUGCAGCUUAAAAAAACAACCCCGAGUUAAUUGUUUUACAGCUACACUCAUGCAUGAUCUCAUUCUCAUGAACUGCAGUAUGAUUAUUUGCAGGUACCCAAUCCGCCGCCCCCCUCCGAGUCAGUGGCUCUCUUGAAAGGCCUGUCUGUGACUCUGCAAAAUAAUCCCCUAAAAACAUUGUUCUGAAGAGGCACAGGUGUCUUUCGAACUCUUGGGGACUGGGUGUCCAGCCGGUCCCUUGAGUAGCUGGAUUAACUUAACAAGUCAUUACAACCACCUGACAGGCUCUUUCAAGUUACAGUUUAGGAUCUUUUGAUUGUUAAUUAUCCCUUGCUGGCAGCAGUUGCCAGCAAUUCGCCUCGGAUGACAGCCUUGGCUGCAUCCCAGUGUCUCCAUGGCUGCAUCUAAAGACACUCACUCCCAAGGCGCUCGUAGUGCUACAAAGCAACCCUCAAGUUCACAGCCUUGUUUUCAAGGGUGGUCUUCUGGUGCUCAGAAAAAAAACACAUUUGUUCACUUCGUUCUGCGUUCACAUUUGAUGGGUGAGCACUCUUUCUCUGGCUGUUUUCCAAGCAGCAUUGCAGAAUGAGGUUUUGGAGUUCCCCCUUACCCUGGGCUCCUGAGUGCUUCACAGCUGAAAACUCUACUAUUAGCAUUUUACGCCUGUGAGAGACCCCUGAGAUCAGUAUGCAGCACACAAUGUAUACAAUGAGACAUGAGAAUGGCAGCACAUAACCUAAACAGGCCUUCUUCGUGUUAUUUCUAGAUUCAUGUUUGGGGAUGUGGAAAUCUCAAUUUUCAUCUUCAAGAAAACUUGAAUCCUGCACAGCUCCAGCAGAUAAGCAAAAGCUGAUGCUCAUAAUAAAGUUUUGUUUUAUUUUUUAAAAAGUAAGGCUUGGCAUGCAAUUUAUGUCCUUGCUAACCAAUGUGGGAAAUUUUGUUUCAGCUGACUUUCCUCAAAUCAUCUUAACUCUGUCUGAAAAGCAUGGGCUCUCCUGCUCAACAAGAGACACUUUCCAAAAUAUUUGGCCUGCGGCCAUGUAAAGUCUUAGCUGGUACUGUAGAACUGAGACUGCUCUUACUUUGUCAACAUAAUUUACCAUAUCCCUUGGUGAUUUUUUUUUUUUUAACCAAAACACACACCUUUUCUGAAUCCAAAACACUGUACGUAUCAUUGAAAGUUAGGAGUAGCUUUGCAGCAAUAAAAGUUGACACUCCCCCAAGUGUUUCAAUGGCUCAGUUACAUAGUUACAUACAUUUUUCUGAUUUUCCAGUUUUUGUUUCUUUUUCUAGAGAAAAAGUUGUUGGCACUGCUCAGCUGCAAGCAGGGGGCACAGGGCGCGGAGGAUGGGCACUCUCUGCACAUGCUCAGAGGCAUGCUGCCCUUUCCCAACGCUGGCAUCGUCAUUUGGGUGCCGACCGUAAGUGACCUGCAGGUUUUGGGAAUGGCUUUGCAAGGUGACCAGAAGAAUGCCGAUUACAAGUGGACUGGAGGCUCUUAUUCCUAAGAGUGCCUGCCAUUUUUGCCCUCAUCCAGCCUGCAGUUGACGUCUGAUCACAGAGCAGCAUUUCCUGUUGCCACCAGCGACAUUAAACCGCUGUCUUCUAUGGUCGCCCUUCUACAGCUCUUCCCCUAGCCAAGCAACACCUCAAGGUGCAUCCACAGCAGAGCACUGAACAGCUGCUCCAGAGCCAGUUCACUCCACUCCUUUGGGCAUGCUCAGCAGAGAUGGCCCAUCCCUCACUUGCUUUGGUGUGUGAAUUUGCCUCCGAUCCACCUGAGAUGACUCUGGGUGUCCCUUCCAACUUUACUGAGUCUAUGAUUCAGUACAGCAGAUCUGAAUAUAACUGACAUGAGCAGCAGCCUCUUCAGGCCUUUUAUUAAGGGUUCCAAAGGUUCAGAGGGUGACAUUUAAAUCUAGACAGCUGAGACACAGUCACAGAUGAGUCAUUUCCAGUUACUUCAUUUCCCCCAAGAAACUCAAAUUUUCAGUGCAUGUAAAUAUUUCUGCAAUUUAUCUACUCAACUCUCUAUCCUUGAGGCCUGUGCAAGGGAACCUAAAUAUUUACUAGUAAGGAAAACAUAAAGGUACAACUUCCUCCCCUUGUAAAGUUGCCAGUUUUCCAGAUGUUCCUUUCUGGGAAAGCAAGGAGCUGGAAAGAAGGGGUCUACAAUUUAUUUUAGUCUGUUAGAAUGGAAUAGAGGUUGUUUAAAAACAACAAAAACAUUGUGUUUUAUUGGCAUUUGUUUAGAAUGUUAUUUAAUGUAUGUGGCUCUUAAGUGUAGUAGCCAACAUCCUUGAGCUUUCAAAAGAGUCACAAUAAAAUAUACCCCAACGAGUCCUGUAGGAGGACCAGCUUACAUUUGAGUAUUAGUCAAGGGCAGGCAACAUAUUUUAUACCCGCAAAGAAGAGGUCAUAUUUUCCUUUACUCCAAAAUACCUGAUUAUUGGGGAGAUGUGGAUGCGAGUGGUGCUGUGGGUUAAACCACAGAGCCUAGGGCUUGCCGAUCAGAAGGUAGGCGGUUUGAAUCCCCGUGACGGGGUGAGCUCCCGUUGCUCAGUCCCUGCUCCUGCCAACCUAGCAGUUCGAAAUCACGUCAAGUGCAAGUAGAUAAAUAGGUACCACUCUGGUGGGAAGGUAAACGGUGUUUCCGUGUGCUGCUCUGGUUUGCCAGAAAUAGCUUAGUCAUGCUGGCCACAUGACCUGAAAGCUGAACGCCAGCUCCCUCGGCCAAUAAAGCGGGAUGAGCACCGCAACCCCAGAGUCGUUCACGACUGGACUUAACGGUCAGGGGUCCCUUUACCUUUACAGGGUGGUGAAUUUCCUGAUACUGACAUACAGUGGUGCCUCGCAAGACGAAAAACUCGCAAGAGGAAAGAGUUUUUCGUGUUUUGAGUUGCUUCGCAAGACGAAUUUCCCUAUGGGCUUGCUUCGCAAGAUGAAAACAUCUUGCAAGUUUGUUUCCUUUUUCUUAAAACCGUUAAUACCCAGGGUGCAUUGCUUCGCAAGACGAAAAAUUCGCAAGACGAAAAAACUCGCAGAACGAAUUAAUUUCGUCUUGCGAGGCACCACUGUACCUCUAAGCUCUGAUAACUGGCAGAUGACUGCAUUAGAAUAUCAGGAGAGCCACUUACCCAUCUAGUCCAGCAUCCUGUUCUCACAGUGGCAAACCAGAUGCCUGAAGGAAACUCACAAGUAAGAUUUGAGCACAAGAGCACUCUUUCCCCUCUUCUGGUUUCCAGCAACUGGUAUUCAGAAACACUGCUGCCUCCAACUGUGGAGACAGGACAUAGCCAUCAUGCAGAGGUGCCAACUUGAAUAAAAUAUUGUGGGUAAGUCUUGCCCCUCAUAUCACAUGACACAGUCUCACACACCCCAUUUGAAUGGGAAUGCCCAUCAACUUUGUGGAGCUCCGGAACCCUCAUAUGUUUUAUUGUGGGGGCCAAAGGCUAGUAGCCACUGAUAGCCUACUGAUAGCCCCAGGGCAGGAAGGCUUUAUAGAGCUGUCCCAGAAACUGGGGCCCACCUUGCUGUCAUUUCAAGCAGCCCUAAGCAAACUUGGGUUUAAUUCUGGAUCGUAACUUAUUACCUUCUUUUACAUAUGAUAUGAGGUAGUUUUGCGUAUGUGUGUGUCUAUUACAAGCCUGGAGGAAAAAUACAAUAACUAGUGUCGUAGCUAAGGGGGGGCUAGCCAGGUUUUUUUGGGGUUUUUUGCCCUGGGGUGCCAUUGAGAUUCCCAGUCUCUCUCUGUGUGUACACAACUGCAUGUGGGUUUUUCUUUUUCUGCCAAACUGGUUCUUUGACCCGAGUGAAAUAAAGCCUAGUUUCGCCCCUGCGUUAAUUUACCUAUUAAUUACUUAUUUCUUCCUGAGCUGGGAAAUGUGUGUCUGGGCUGCGAAGGGAGGGUUGUUUCUCUGCAACAAUAGAAAACGUGUGCGGGUGGGAGGCAAGGUCAGAAUCCUGACAUGCUAGUUUUCUAUUUGCAGGGACAUUUUGUUUGGUGCGGAGUACCAGUUCCAUCAGACAGUGUGCUAUACAGGGCUGCGGACUUGAAUAAAAUAUUGAGGUGGGGGGGGAGAGGAAGGUAAGCCCCGUCCCGCAUAAUCGAUCACAUGACAUGGCACACACCCCAUUUGAGUGGGAAUUCCCCUUAACUUUGGAGGGGCCCCUAAAAUAUUUUAUUGGGGGAAAGGGGUGCCGAAGGGACCCCUAAGAUUUGGCUCCUAUGGUGCUAUAGCAGCACUGGGCUUCUCCCUGCUCAGUUAUGCAGUUCAGUGGGUGACCUUCGGCCAGUCCCUUUCCUCCCCCCCUCUCGGCCUCACCUGCAUAGGUGAAACGAGCGUAAAACGAAGGAGACGAGAACCGCCUUUAGCGAGGAGGAAGGGUGAGAUAAGUACGUACAAGUCCCCCACCUGCAGCCUGAAGCGACACACAGACACAGGCUUGCCACCUCCAUGAGAUCUAGGACCUUGAAAACAACUCUUGGAAACAGAACUAUAAGGCAUAUCGGUGGGGGGGGGGGAGGUGAACCAAGGCAGCCCGCUCAGAUCCCACGACCCCAAUCAAAUUAAGCAAAAGCAACAAUAGGCUCCUCUCUCCUCCUCGCCACCCUAUUGAACAGGAGCCGCCCUCGGGGCUCCUCGCCUGACCUCGGCCCCCUUUGACCUCAGCCCGCCCCGGGCUCCUCCGGCAGCGCGCGACGCUCUCGGAUCUCCGGCUUCCAAGUCUCCUCCUCCUCCUCUUCCAUAAGCAACCGAAAGGGAACCGGAGUCGAGAGCUCGGCCGGCCCUUGGAGGAAGUAGAGCGGGGUGGAGAGCGAAGAGGAAGGGGCCACGGGGUCGCCCCUGGGAAGGGAGGAAGCAGCAGCCCCGCCUGGGGGGCGUGAGCAGGUGAGCAGGCGGCGAUCGGCUGGGGAACCCGAUCAAGAUCACUACGAGACCGCGGGGGUGUGUGGAGGGGGGGGAGAGUUCUUAAGAUCUCAGCCACUGCCCUGCACAUCCUUAUGAGGAUUCUUCGAUCACCCUAGCUGAGGCCAGAGGGGGAUCCCUGUGGGGAGUAAGGAUGGGGGUAAAGCGCAGAAAGGAUCCCCUUCGUGAUCGAAGGACACCGGAUCGAAGAGUGCCUGGUCUUGAUUUCCUGUUUUCGGGAGGGAAAGGAACGACGACGCCCCCUCCCCUCCGCCCCCGCUGACACCUGGUCCGAAACCGGAACAAUCCCUUUCUCGGUCGACACCAGAGCUGAGAGUUGCUAUAAGCCUUCUCAGGAUCCCCGAGGCGUGCAGGGAUCUCUCUCGGGUGAGCCCUUGGAAGGAAACUCCGUUUCGAAAUUGCCGCUGCUUAAAACGGUGCGGGGGUCGAAGCAAACCCACCCCUUUCUAAUACCGCUUUGCAAAAAAUCUAAACUGAUAAUCGGACGCUUGUCCGGAUGGCCCUUUUUCUGAUUCCGUAUAGACAGGAAGGGAGGCAGCCCUGAAACUGGCUCCAAGAACCACAUGAGUUGGUUUGAGCAACAAGUUAUGGAGUUCCCGUUUUGUAUCGCUGUUGAUGUUUUUAAAGAGGCAGCUGUUGCAGCUCAUGACUCCAGAAAUGCUGUGUUGUGUACCGGCGGAGAGCCAGAGCAGUGAACUUGGGCUCAAAUUUUGUCUCAGCCUCGAAUUCACUAGGUCUCAAUUCUCUCGUCUGCAAUAUUGAGAUAAGAGCACUGGGCUUUCUUUACAGAUUAAAGGUAAAGGUAAAGGGACCCCUGACCAUUAGUCCAGUCGUGACCGACUCUGGGGUUGCAGCGCUCAUCUUUAUUGGCCGAGGCUGGAGCGGUACCUAUUUAUCUACUUGCACUUUGACGUGCUUUCGAACUGCUAGGUUAGCAGGAGCAAGGACCGAGCAACGGGAGCUCACCCAGUCAUGGGGAUUCGAACUGCCGAUCGAUCGGCAAGGCCUAGGCUCUGUGGUUUAACCCACAGCGCCACCAGCGUCCCUCUUUACAGAUUACCAAGACUUUUACUAGGGGAUCAGCAACCUUUUUCAGCCGUGGGCUGGUCCACCAUCCCUCAGACCAUGUGGUGGGCUGGACUAUAUUGGGGGGGGGGGGAUGAACAAAUUCCUUUCCCCCACAAAUAACCCAGAGAUGCAUUUUAAAUAAAAGGAUACAUUCUACUCAUGUAAAAACACGCUGAUUCCCAAACUGUCCACGGGCCGAAUUAAGAAGGCGAUUGGGUCGCAUUCGGCCCCUGGCCCUUCGGUUGCCUACGCCUGUUUUACAAGCACCAGCACUUUGAACACUUUUCUCUAAACAUUUAAAUACUGGUGGUAAGAACCGUACAACUAUGAACAUUUCCAAGCAAAUGUUAAGUACUAGGGGCAAGAACUAUAUAUCUAUAAAGCAGGAAGAGUCUAAAUAUACCAAUAUCACCCUAAUCUGACCAGCUCCAGCCAGCAUGAAUAGAUGCAUGUAUUGAGCUACAUCUCACACAGGUGUGUGUGUGUGUGUGUGUACACACAUACCUGGCCCCAUAGUAUUUAAAAAUUAAGUAUAAAUAAAAGGUAACUUGCAAAUAGAGUAUGGUAUUUUAAAAACUGGAGCACCCAUAAAGGGUCAGUAAUCCAGUAAGUGUGACUGUGUUGGUGAAAUGGAUUGCCUUGCUCCCAUUCUGAAACACCAGAGGAGCCAGUCAGUGGGCACAACAUUAUCUCUUGGUACAGGUGUGGGUAUGUUGUCCAAUCAGUUUUCAGCACCAUGGCUGAGAAAUAAGGGGAUUUAGUGUUCAGGCUCCAAAGAACCUCCAUAACCCCUGCCUUGGGAACUUGCUGUCGCAUAGCACUAAGGAGGUCACAGUGUUCUACAUUCAGCACCAGCGUUACUAUGAAGCAACACGAAAUGGGCAUUUCAGGCUGCAGAAUCCAUAGAGGGUGACCACCUUCCUGCUUUUGAUUCAUUUAUGUGGCAUUAAAAAUUAACUACCGCUACUUCUGGUGAAAUUUUGAGGGUUGGAAAACAGACUGCUGGCAACACAUGAUCCCUUAAAUACGUAGGACGCCACUACACUGGCUAGUUUAUGGAACUCUGGGGAGAGGAACAUACAGAAGAAGGCCUGACAGCUUUGAGGCAGGCAUCCCAACUUCUUUCUCCGACUCUCUGCCAGCAAAAUGCCCGGUCAGGUGUGGUGGAAGAAUAGUAGGCCAACCAUGCAUUUUUCAACUGGACCAGGUCAGUCCUGGCCCUGCUAGAGGUCACCUAGAUAACACCCAUGUUCCUUUGUACCUGCUUCUGCUGACCAUUAGUAGCUCAGAGUAGUGAGGGCGCCACAUAUUUUAUCUGAUGGAACAAAUAUUGCAUAAGCUGUUUCCCCGUCUCCACUCCUGCAUAACUGAGUGGGGCAUUUCAAAGGAAACAACCAGUGGUCUCUUUUAUUUAUUUAUUUUGGAGAGCACUUCCAAGUUGCCACUAUUUUGGGGGGCGAUUCACACACAUACCGGCAAAUGCAGGUUACAAACUUGAGCAAUGAAUCCCCUUCUCAAAAAGACUGGACAUUUUUGUGAUGGGGAAAGAAAAUGCACUGGGAUGGGUGGGAAUAACACUUGCUUUGAUGUAACAUCAUCUAACCUCCCAGAAAACAAAUUGUGACGAAUGCUCAAUAAACAGGUCAUCUGGAAGCGCCCUAGACCCCUGGAGCUAGCUGAGUUGCCCAUGUCUUUUCUUUGCUGUGGAACCCAGUUCAGGGAAAGGGCUCUCCUUAAAGUGGUUUCACACCCAAUGCUUAAAACAACUUUUUUGGGGGGAAAGGGAUCUCUUGUGCUUUUUAUGUAGGCUGGACAGGAGAAUAAAUGCAUUUUGUAGAGCAGGUGUAACUUGCAGACAUUGUAGAUAUUACAUUAGAGUUAAAGGAAAUAUAAAAAUCAAUGCAGAUGUAACAUGUGAACAUGUCCUAGGGGCCUUUCUCGCCGCUUGAAAGUGAAAGGCACUUUCUGUUCUAUCCUGGGACAAACAGGGCAACUCAGACAGCAACCUGUGCAAGAGCAAUCAUUACAACUUAAUUCUCAGCAGAACCGUACAGACUUUACACUGGGAUUGGCAUUUACGGGCAGAGCCUUCCUCUCUUGGCACAAGAAUUUUAUGACAUUAGAUAAAAGGCAGCAAGGGGAUUCCACUGACCGAAAGCAGGUGAAAGGGAAAACUGGCAGGGUGCUGGUGCUGAGUAAUACCAGCUAGCUCUUUCCUCACUGGAGGUGUGUCUAACAUUAUACCUAGAAGCAUUCAUAAUCUUGUGAAAUAAAAGGAGAUGACAGACCUUUCUCAGGCAGGCUGGCGACACCAGAACUGAGAAGCUCUCUAGAGAAGCACAACUCUUCUAUUUUUCAGCAACUCUUUUUUUCUGUCUUCUUUGCAGCUGCUGCAUCACUUUCGUUUGUGCAUUUUCCUCUAA